AUGAGCCGUCGUGUUUCUCAGAAAUACUCCACGGGCGGACUGGUAGGCACCCGGAACCUACUCGACCAUGUCCGUGGAAUGGCCACGCGGGCACGAAACGCUCGUGCGCCGCUUGAACAUACAGACAGCCUAAAAAGGCGGGAGCUGGACUUCGAUGAAGAAUCAUGGGCAAGGGGUGCCACACUGGACUAUUCGCCGUACAAGUUACACCGGAUGCAGGAAAGCGAAGGCACCACUCAAGUGAGCGGUGAUGACUACGGUGAAGCGUCUCCGGAGGGAGAGGAAGCUGGUGAAAUUGAAGUCCUCGACGAAACUGGAGAGGACGAGGGAUAUGCGAACGAAUAUGACGACUAUUACAGGGCCGAAGACGCUGCAGAGGACAGAGACGAACAUGCCGAGGCGGCUGAUGAAGGGUACGCUUAUGACGGUGCUGAAGGUGAGGAAGAAUACUACUAUGAUGACACUUACCACCACGGCCAAGAGGGGGAGGAGGGUGAGCAAGAAGAGGAGGCCGGAGCUGCAGAAGAGGCAGAAGAGGAUGGCGGCGAAUACGCCUAUGAAGAAUACGGCUACGAAGGGGAGGGCGCCGACGCGGAAGCGGCCGAGGCAGACUGGAAUGAAGGCGAGGCGUAUGAGGAGGCGGAAGUUGAGGCAGAGGAUGAGUAUGCAGAAGAAGAGGCAGAGGCGGGAGAGGAGGAGUAUGAGGAAGCAGCGGAGGAAGAUGUCUACGAGGGAGAAGAGGGGCAAGUAGAGGAGGUAGCCACUCCUGCCAAUCCGUUAGCUCCCUACACGCUGCCGCAGAUUGCUGCGAAGGUGCAGGUUAAGCACGUCCCAGGCAAAGGACGGUGCUUGUACACCAAGCACGACCUCGAGCCUGGCUCGAUAAUCUUUGUCGAAACCCCUGUCCUUGUGGCGAUUCCAUCGCUCGAUGAAGAGCUGUGGGCCUUACUCAGCGAAUUGAACGAAGAAGAAGCUUUUGAAUUGCCCCCAGUGUGGCACUUGGCAGCGAUUUGCAGUCUGACGAUGCUUGAUGACGAGAAAAAGAAUAUAUGCCUUGACAAGUGGGUUCCUGACCCUGACAGACCGCCUAGCGAUGACGUCAUCAGGGUCAUGAAGAGGGCAGGCCUCGACAUUCAUCCUCAACUCUACGAGCGCAUGCUGAUGGUUUGGAGGUACAAUUCUUUCGGCCACCACACAGAGCAGCACGGGCUGGUUCUGUACAACCGCAUCAGCAUGAUGGCACACAGUUGCAGAGCGUCGGCGUGUUGGCACUACGGAGAAGAUGAUGCAUUCAUUCUACGCGCCCGCGUCAAGCUGCAAGCAGGAGACGAGCUGACUAUUUCGUACAUCGGGGAUGAUGACCUGUUCAAGUCGACAAAUGUGCGAAGAGAUAAGGUGUAUGGCUGGUUGUUCACGUGCCAGUGCAUCCGCUGCUCGGCGCCCGUUGAUAGUGCCCGAGGAUUCAGAUGCCCUCUGUGUGGCACCGGCGCGAUGUUCUUCAAGACAGAUGACGGGGUUACGACGUCAAGCGCAUGCACGAUUUGUCAAGCAUUCCCUACCCAAGAAACAAUUCAAGAGUAUCUCGAGUUCGAACAAGCUUACGUGGACCGAUUGGCGGAGACAGACAAGUCUGAUAUGCCCGACGCGGAGCUUGUAUACAACCAGGCCACACGAGUGUUCGCGCAGCACUGGGUUUUGUAUCAGCUGCACACAAUACUUUUCGAGGGCUACCGCGACGCGGGCAACCAUGAGUCGGCCGCGUUUCAUCAGAUGGAACGUAUCAAAUACGUCUGGCAGGUCAUGCCAUUGGCGUCGUACACAUUGGCUUGGCUCUACGAAGAGAUGGGGGACACCAUGUUGAAUCAAGCAGAGGCUUCGAGCCAAGUGGUUCCAGCCCACAAGCUCAAUGUUAUAAGCCGACAUUUCGAAGACGCGUACAAUCUUCUGUACAUACUUUGCGGAGAAGACCACGACUAUACUGUGGCAGCCGGGACAAAGAAGACUGCAUGUGAAGAGCGUUUACCAGCUGCCUAA
This is a messenger RNA of Besnoitia besnoiti, 2034 nucleotides long. RefSeq names its product apical complex lysine methyltransferase. The transcript has 4 exons. Lineage: Eukaryota; Apicomplexa; Conoidasida; Eucoccidiorida; Sarcocystidae. Gene Ontology annotation, molecular function: protein binding. The record is from RefSeq and is a predicted model, not a curated record. The coding region runs from base 1 to 2034 and encodes 677 amino acids.